UAAAACCACUACAAUCUGAUAAAGGUCACUACAAUCAGAUGAUGGAGCCGAGAGCCAGAAGAGGGAACUCCUCAAUUGUAAACAGUGGCUACCUUGUGUUUGAGUUUGAUUAAUUUGUAUUGGUUAGGGCAAGACACCUAGGUGGUUGUCAAUAAGGGUCUGAUGAUGAAGCAGUAAGAUAGUUAAGGGAAAUCUUAAACGGCUAACGGGAGCUAUCUUGUGUUUGAGUUUGAUUAAUUUGUUUUGAUGAGGACUUUACAGCUAUAUGGGGUGUGAUUGUUAUUAGAUUAAGUAGUAUGAUAGCUUAGAGAACUCCUCAUUGCCUAACAGUAGCAACCUAGUGUUGAAUAAUUUGUAUUGGCGAAAAUUUUUUGCUUGUUAGUUUUUAGUUUUCGCAUUUUUUUUUAUAAUAGAAGAACACAGAGGUGAUGACAAUCCUCAUUUUUCACCAGUUCUGUUACCAGUCCGAUAUAAGAGGAGGUGAGCUUAUUGUCUUGUACUGACCUACCUAACUUACUUACUUAACCAAGAGCUUUAAAGGACUACACUAUAGGAAAAAACGCACUGCUUGCUCUACUUUUACGUGGUGUGGAAUAUUUUUUUCCAAAAUGCUCAUAUAAAUAUACUUUGCGGUACUCGAGCACCAAAACUACUUACGUAUAAUAUUACAAAAACCUAUAUUAACAGAGAGAGUGUCAGACUCUUACUAACUAAAAACAAUGCCGUUCAUACUCCGGCUCGAUGGUAGAAAAUUUUGAGUAGUUUAAAUUCAAAUUCAAAGGUUCAAAUUAUUCACCACCAGACUUCCUGACAUGCAAUUUAAUAUAUUGUGAGUAAUUUUGCUUGUCUGACUCAUUACAUUGAUAAAAUCAUUGUUUUUAAUUAAAUUUGAUUAUGAAGAUGGUGAUUAAUAUUAAAUUCUAAAUAGUUAACUGUUUCAGCAUCGGUUUUCUUGUUUCUAAGAUAAAUUUUAGUUUAUCUUUUUUAAUAUAUCUUUUUUGUAAGCAAAGAAAAUCAUCAAAUUACUUCUCCCGUCUAGAUGAAGCGAGAAUGAGUGUCAGACAUUUACUGUCUAAAAACCACCCCGCUCCUACUCCUGCACUCCGAGCCAGAGCCCCUGUAACCUUGUACGUUUUCCGCGACUCCGUAUCGGCAUCAGCCCUAUUGCGUGAUGGUGUGAUAGCUCAUUGAGGCGAGCGCGGAACGCGACACGACUUUUCGAAGUAACUUUAAAAAAUUUCUUAAUAAACAUCAAAAAUUCAUUGACUGACAAGCCAAUUUUGCUGUGCAUGUUGAGCAUUAUCAGUCAAAGUCUUAUCGUUUUAUUAGAUACACACAAUUAUCUUGAUCAGAUAUUUUAAAUUGAGUCCCUAUAUAAACUUUUGGUUAGUUUAAAUAAGGUAGUUAAAUUAAACAGAACGGAUUGUUUGCACAAAACAAAAUGGUUCUUACGACAUUAAUAAUUAUAACCAGCUUAUUAACUUCGUAUGCAGUCAGUGAUUCCUGUGUGAGGUACAAUUUCGAAGAAAACUUUAAUAAUAUAUUAGGUAGCUACGGCUUGUGUCGCGGCAGGUCUAAAUGGGUUCUUGACGAGUACAGCAACUUGAAUUUAGACAGUCCAGAUGAGCGUAGCACCAAGUUUAUUACACCCACACGAGAUGCUAAUCCAAGUUGUUGGUCAUCGUCUGUAUUUACAAUUAGCCCGGGUGGUACACUCGAAGUUAAACUUUACAUUAAUUCAGGAGACAGAAUAGUCUAUAUUGAUGUUUACGUCGUCAAUGAUGUUACUAACAUUUUCGAAGGAAUAGCCUCCGUAAACUCUCCAAUUAUAAGAGGGUGGUACACGAUGUAUGUACCAUUGAAUAAUAAAUCUGCAAUUAAAGCCUAUAUAUCCAUUUUUGGCGCGACAUCAGCUAGUUCUACAGUUUUAGUUGAUUCACUCCGCUACAUACCACCCGGUAUGAAUGAUAGUUUUUGCCAGAUUUACGAAGAUCCACCAACAACACCUGAGCCGACGAUUACUCCUCAACCAGCAACUACUACAGAACCAAUAACUACUCCUGAACUGACAACUACUUCAGAACCUACAAUUAAUUCCGAACCAACGACAAUUCCAGAAGCAACAAUGACUUCAGAAGCAACAACAAUUUCAAAACCAACAACUACUCCGAAAUCAACAACCUAUCCAGAACCAACAACUACUCCUACAUCAACAACCUAUUCAGAACCAACAACUACUCCGGAACGAAUAACUACUCUUGAGCCGAUCACUACUCUUGAACCAACAAUACCUCGACCUACUACCACAAUUGAACCAACAGUAAUUAGCCCGGAGUCUACGACUACAAAUCCUGAUGUUAGGCCACCUACUGACACGGAAGAUAAUACAUCGUUUUGGAACAAAAUAAUCAUUACCAUAAAUAAUACUAUAAAUAUUAAUAAUUUAAAAUAAUACAUAUUUUUGUAAACCCCUUUUUGUUAGUUAAAGCAUAUAAAUAUUUUAUGAACUCAGACGAAGGAAGACUGAAGUACCUUCUAUUAUACGCAAGUCUCACCACAAUGUUUAAUUCUGUGUAUACGAUUAAAAGAUGACCCCAAUAUUAUGAUUAAUGAAUAACAUAACCAUGGCUGUACUUCAAUAGCAAUUAUAAUAUAUUUUUAUUAUAGAAGUAAAGUAAUUUGCAGAAAUAAAUUCACUUGUUUCACUUGUUUCACUUGUUUCACAAGUAUAUUGUCAAAUGUAUUUAUAUUUUGUCAAUGGAUUCUUAGUAGUUGUUUGGCUAUUUUUUGUGAAUAACUUAGAUUAUUACUGUAAAUUGUGCGUUAACGUUUUGCCAGGAGUUUUAAUUUCAUUAUCUGUAAUAUUAAAAAAUAUUGU
Molecule: messenger RNA, 2878 nt
Organism: Spodoptera litura
Lineage: Eukaryota; Metazoa; Arthropoda; Insecta; Lepidoptera; Noctuidae
Source: RefSeq, a predicted model, not a curated record